UCUUUAUUGCAUAGAAUUCAAUUGAUCAAAUAAAUGCAUAAAUUUUGAUAAUCAAACAUCAAAAUUAGAAUUUUAUUGGAGAUGUAACUCUUAAUGAGACUGAGAAUUUAUUUCUUUCAAUCCCAUCCAUGGAUGAAUAUCACCAUUGCUAGAAUGAGACAGGUUUAGCAUCAAUACUAAUCCUAUUUUUCGUCUUUUAUACAUGUAAGAGCUGAUAAUCUUUGUUUACAUAAAUAAGCAGAUUCCCAUCUAGGAUUUAUUGAAUCUGCUGAAUACAAUUCUUUAAACUCCUUCAAAGUUCUAUGCCAAAUCACAUUGUGAUCUACCAUCAAUUUUUUUAAUUUAAAUUUUCAAUUACUUUAGAUUUACAGAAGAAUCACAGAUAGUUCAGAGUUCCCCCAUAUAGCCUUGAUCCAGCUUCCCCUGAUGUUGACAUCUUAAAGCACAGUACAUUGAUCAGAAAUUAGAAAUUAACAUUGCUGUAAGAGUAUUAACUACAGACAUUGUUAAUUUCACCAGUUUCUCCACUAAUAUCCCUUCUCUGUUCCAGGAUCUAAUCCAGGAUACCACACUGCAUUUAGUUGUGAUCUCCUUGUCUCCAGAGUUUCUCAGUCUUUUCUUGUCUUUCAUGAUGUUGACCGUUUUGAAGUGUACUUAUCAGUUAUUUUCUAGAAUGUCUCAAUUUGGAUUUGACUGUUUCCUCUUGAUUAGACUGGGGUUAUGAAUUUUGGGGGAAGAAUUCCAGAAAUGAAGUCUUUCUCAUUGCAUCAUAUCAGGGGGCAAAUGAUAUCAACCUGAUUUAUUACUGGGGUGUUAACCUUGACCACUUAGCUAAGGUGGAGUCUGUCAGUUUUUUCACUGUAAAAAUUACUGUUUUCCUUUUUCACAUUUUAUUGUUUAGAAGUAAGUCCAGCCCACACACUCAAGAAGUGGGAUUCAAGCUCUACCUCCUGGAGGAAGCAGUAUCACAGAUUUUGUGGCCAUAUGUUAAAACCGCCACUAUAACUAUUAAAUAUUUGGGGGGAGAUACCUUGAGUCUGUGAAAGUAUUGUUUCUUCUUAAAGUUUCACCCAUUACUUUUAGACUUUAUCACCAACAAUUUUUAAAAUAAUCUCUCAGCUGGUAACUCAAUUAUGUCCUCCUUCAAUUUUGUUGAAAGCAAAUACUUGGGAACCAAUUGCAAAAUCCAAAUACCUACAUAUUUCCAAGUGUUCUUGUGUCUGGAAUCCCAUAGGUUUGUACACCCUCAGGCAGUACAUCAUAGAUCUGAUUCAGGAUUGGAGAGAGGUAUGCCCUUCUUUUGUAAAAUGGGAGAAAAGUGUGUCCUUAGGCAACUUUGGAAAAACGAGGAUGUACACAUUGAUUUCCUGAAAACUGUCCUGGUCUGAAUACUUCAUGAGGUUAGUAUUCUCGAGUUUGAAGACAUGGCUCUAAAUGAUUCUACUCCAGUGAUUUCACCUACCAAUACUGCCGUUAAUUCCUCGAGUUCUUACCUUUUGUCGAUACCUGUUCCUUUCUCCAAGGCAAAUCUUUCAACCAGUAAGUCCUCUAGCAACUUGGCUUCCUAAUUUGGGCUCCAUUUUCUUUCUCUUACAAUAUUAAGCGGCUUGCAGCUUCCAGAACACACACUGCUGCUUACCUCUACCACCUGGAUAUUCCAUCCAUAUCCCCUCUCCGCCUCGCCCUGUGUAGCUGGGGCUCUGGAUUCACAGUCUAGGCUAGACGGCCACUUGAAAACGUGCUCCAAGUGGCAGAUCUCGAGGGCUGUAGAGCGACCUGCUUCUGGGGCGGGGCAGUGAGUGCUAGCUAGCGUUUGUAGACGUUUUCCACAUUUCACGGUGAGGAAUGUUUGCUGCACAGCACAACCUUCAGAGUCCGUAGGCACCCAGCGCUCUCAAGGCGCCUCGACUGCGCGGUGAUUUCCAGUGUCCAGCCCUGAAAUGCAGUAAGUCCUAGAGAAAAGCCAACUAGUAUUCUUGCCUCCAACGCCUUCACCCGGAGCAGUCCAAACUCAGAGACCCCGCCCGCCUCGGCCUGCCCGCCCCACCUUAAAGUGGGCUGGGAGUGCCCGUUCCUCAGGCAGGCUGCGGACCCAUCAAGGGCCUUUACUGUUUGAAGAUUACAAAGCCAGGCAGCAACUCACGCGAGACGGAGAUAGUAUUCUCGCGAGAACUCUGGGAGGCGGCAGUGAUGGCGGCGGCGGGAACCGGACCCGGACCCGGAGUGGAUGCAGGACCCGGCCCAGCCGCGGCCGCAAAUGCAACAGCGGCGGAAGAAGGGGAGACAAAACCGGUGGUAGCGGUGGCAACUGCCCCGGCUGGAGAGGGGACAUCUGUUGCUCCAGCAGCGGAACCCGGUUCUGGAGAGGCAGAAAGCGGGGAUGCAAAUUCAGUCGACGUAGGUGGUGGUUUGGAGACAGAAUCCUCUAAUGGAAAAGAUACACUAGAAGGUGCUGGGGAUACUUCAGAAGUGAUGGAUACUCAGGCUGGAUCGGUGGAUGAAGAGAAUGGCCGACAGUUGGGAGAGGUAGAGCUGCAGUGUGGGAUAUGUACGAAAUGGUUCACAGCUGACACCUUUGGCAUAGAUACCUCAUCCUGUCUACCUUUCAUGACCAACUAUAGUUUUCACUGCAAUGUGUGCCAUCAUAGUGGGAAUACCUAUUUCCUCCGGAAGCAAGCAAACUUGAAGGAAAUGUGCCUUAGUGCUUUGGCCAAUCUAACAUGGCAGUCCCGAACACAGGAUGAACAUCCGAAAACCAUGUUCUCCAAAGAUAAGGAUAUCAUACCAUUUAUUGAUAAAUACUGGGAGUGCAUGACGACCAGACAGAGACCUGGGAAAAUGACUUGGCCAAAUAACAUUGUUAAAACAAUGAGUAAAGAAAGAGAUGUAUUCUUAGUAAAGGAACAUCCUGAUCCUGGGAGUAAGGACCCAGAAGAAGAUUACCCCAAAUUUGGACUUUUGGAUCAGGAUCUUAGUAACAUUGGUCCUGCUUAUGACAACCAAAAACAAAGCAGUGCUGUGUCUACAAGUGGGAAUCUAAAUGGGGGAAUUGCAGCAGGAAGCAGUGGAAAAGGAAGAGGAGCCAAGCGCAAGCAGCAGGACGGAGGGACCACAGGGACCACCAAGAAGGCCCGGAGUGACCCUUUGUUUUCUGCUCAGCGCCUUCCCCCUCAUGGCUACCCCUUGGAACACCCGUUUAACAAAGAUGGCUAUCGGUAUAUUCUAGCUGAGCCUGAUCCCCAUGCCCCUGACCCUGAGAAGCUUGAACUUGACUGCUGGGCAGGAAAACCUAUUCCUGGAGACCUCUACAGAGCCUGCUUGUAUGAACGGGUUUUGUUAGCCCUACAUGAUCGAGCUCCCCAGCUAAAGAUCUCUGAUGACCGGCUCACUGUGGUUGGAGAAAAGGGCUACUCCAUGGUCCGGGCUUCUCAUGGGGUCCGGAAAGGCGCCUGGUACUUUGAAAUCACAGUGGAUGAGAUGCCGCCGGACACUGCUGCCAGACUGGGGUGGUCCCAACCCUUAGGUAACCUUCAAGCUCCCUUAGGUUAUGAUAAAUUUAGCUACUCGUGGCGGAGCAAAAAAGGAACCAAGUUCCACCAGUCAAUUGGCAAACACUACUCUUCUGGCUAUGGACAGGGAGACGUCCUGGGAUUCUAUAUCAAUCUUCCUGAAGACACAGAGACAGCCAAGUCACUGCCUGAUACUUAUAAAGAUAAGGCUUUGAUAAAGUUCAAGAGUUAUUUGUAUUUUGAGGAAAAAGACUUUGUGGAUAAAGCAGAGAAGAGCCUAAAGCAGACUCCCCAUAGUGAGAUAAUAUUUUAUAAAAACGGUGUCAAUCAAGGUGUGGCCUACAAAGAUAUUUUUGAGGGGGUUUAUUUUCCGGCCAUCUCACUGUAUAAGAGUUGCACGGUUUCCAUUAACUUUGGACCAUGCUUCAAGUAUCCUCCAAAGGAUCUCACUUACCGCCCUAUGAGUGACAUGGGCUGGGGCGCUGUGGUAGAACAUACUCUGGCUGAUGUCUUAUAUCAUGUGGAAACAGAGGUGGAUGGGAGGCGGAGUCCGCCAUGGGAACCCUGACCAGGUCCCUCUUUGCAGACAUGGACUUUCUGGGGAAUAAAUUGGGGAGGGGGGCCUGUUUUUGUUUUUUAACUGUUGCAAACGUUCUCCCAAAGAUACUGCAGAACACAGACUCUGCUGUUAGCAAGUUAAAAGUGUGGGUGAGCCUGGGAGAGACUCCCUCCCCUUCAACACUCUCCCACUUCUGGUGACUGCUUCUGUUUUGUGUGCCAUACGCCAACAACCGCUGACCCUAGGAUCCCAUGCGCUCCCUGUGAAACUGGUGCUGUACCAUGUGUCCCACCAACUGGGACUUGAUACCUUACUGUAUUUUCUACAGAGUGAAUCAUCUUGUCCAAGUAGCUAAUUUAUUUAAAGACAUUUCCUUUUGUGGCAUUGACUUCAUCCAUCUGAUUUCCAAGGAAGUAAUAGGCCUGUUUCUGAGAACAGCUGAAACCAGUGGCUGUACAUUCCAGAUCUAAAAGGUCUUUCCUUUUGGUGUGGGUUUUUAUUCAUUUUGAAACAUUUUUGAACACUGGGGUCUCUGAAGCUACUAGGUCUCUAGAACUGUAAUUGUAAAAAGAACUUGCUUGCAGCUUUAACAAUUAGAAACCCUUCCCAAAUAAAACUUGUCUUCAAGUGUGUGUGGCACUUUGCUUCCCUUUCACGUUGGGUUCCUCUUGGGACAGGGAUAGCAAGGUGGGCAGUCUGAGGAAAGGUAGCCAGAAUUGGGGGAGACAGGCACGUUUCUGACUCUACCCCAAGCCCUCUUCUCUUGCUUCCAUUCUUUCCAGCCAACUCAACCACAGUCUUUAUCCUGUGAAAUCGGACUCUCAGGGAGGUGAACAAGAGUUUAAAAGGGCUAAUGGGGGAGUGCCUGGGUGGUUCAGUCAGUUAAGUGGCCGACUCUUGAUUUCAGCUCAUGAUCUCAGGGUCCUGGGAUCGAGCCCUACAUCAGGCUCCGCACUCAGUGGGGAAUCUGCUUGGGAUACUCUCUCUCUCUAUCUCUGUCAAAUAAAUAAAUCUUAAAAAAAAAAAAAAAUUUUUUUUUUCCCAAAUCUCAAGUGACUAUUAGUGUCUUCACGCAGUAGCUUUGACUAAUAUAUUUGUCUCCUAAUGAACCAUCCAGGCUCUUUGUCUUGGCCUUUCUGCAUCUCUUCACAUACUAACAGAGUCAGUAUGGUUGUAGGCUAAAGACUCCGUCUGUCACCGCUGGACACCUACCUAUUCAUUCAUGGCUGGUCUUAAAGGGCAGACUUGGUUAUAAAGCUGGAUGAUCAGAGUUUGAAGAACUCUAAGAGAAUGAGGGUAGUGCUCUUCAGAGGAAGCUGGAGGUAAAUUCUUUGUAAUACAAAUUACCACGUUACUUGUACACCCACCCUCCAUUUAAAUGAUAAAAUUUUUGUACAUUAGAUUCUCAUAAAUCAGGUUACAGAAGUAAUGAUUUUGCCUGUUUAUACAUGCGCGCGCGCAUGUGUGUGUAUGUGUGUUGAGAAGGUUCAUUUGAAGGGCUCACAGAAUACCCACUCUUCAUGUAGACCUCUAUAAAAUGGUCUCUGUAAGCAGAUCAUCACUGACAACUUACUUUAUUCCGAUGUAAAAUUAAACAAGUGGGAAAAUAUCUCCCAGUCUCCUCAAAGACACAGUUGCUUGGUUUGAAGAAGGCAAAUUAAAAUCAAGCUCAAAACUAUGGUAUGUGGUAAAAUCCCACUUUUUUGCUUUCAGCCUGUUCUUUUUUGAAACCAGAGUGUAUAUUGCUUCACACAUCUUUAAAACAAGUAAUCAUUUUCUCUUAGCUGGGAGUGGAUGAUAAUUCCGUUCUAGAAAUACUUAUACAACUAUCCUCUCUCACUCUGAAGCUCCCAGGUAAACAAUAUAUUUUUUAAAAUUUUUAUUUAUUUAUUUGACACACGGAGCACAAGCAGGGGGAGUGGGAGAGGGAGAAGCAGGCUUCCUGAUGAGCAGGGAGCCCGAUGCGGGACUUGAUCCCAGGACCCUGGGAUCAUGACCUGAGCUGAAGGCAGAUGCUUAACCAACUGAGCCAUCCAGGCGCCCCAACAAUAAUUUGAGCUAUGCUAAAAAUAGACCACUCUGAGAAACGAUCAGAAUAAAUAUAAAAAAUACUUCUCUGAGCUGUAAAAUUUCAGUAGCUCAAUAAAUAUCAGCAUUCCCACUCCUGCUGAGCUCUUUAAUAAAUAAGCUAGGGCUCUAUUUCCAAAUGCUUUAAAUCAUCAUU
Zalophus californianus (California sea lion) is the source of this 6292-nucleotide messenger RNA. RefSeq names its product ASH2 like, histone lysine methyltransferase complex subunit (gene ASH2L). The record is from RefSeq and is a predicted model, not a curated record. Gene Ontology annotation, cellular component: Set1C/COMPASS complex. Gene Ontology annotation, molecular function: transcription cis-regulatory region binding; protein binding. The transcript is spliced from 16 exons. Bases 2191 to 4077 code for a protein of 628 amino acids. NCBI's taxonomy places the organism in Eukaryota, Metazoa, Chordata, Mammalia, Carnivora, Otariidae.